AUGUCGUGCGUCCACGUGGCGAGCAGCGAGGCCGCCGGCGAGCCGGACUACUCGCCGGUGUCGUGGCGGGAGUACUUCGACCGCAUGGAGGACGUGAGCGCCGGGCCGGACGCCAACGGGGACGUCUACAGGAUCUACACGGCGGGGGACGACGGGCCGCUGCUGGUCCUGCUGCACGGAGGAGGACACUCGGCUCUGUCGUGGGCCGUCUUCACCACGGCGAUCGGCAGCAGAGUGAGCUGCAGGGUUCUGGCCAUGGACCUCCGGGGUCACGGUGACACUCUGGUCCACCAUCGAGAGGACUUCUCAACUCACACCAUGUCCAGCGAUGUAGCCAACGUGAUUAGAGCCUGCUACGGUGAGACUCCUCCCCCUAUCGUCCUGAUUGGCCACGGCGUCGGCGGGGCGAUCGCCGUGCACACGGCCAGCAACAUGGUGCUGCCGACCGCCACGGGCCUGGUGGUGAUAGACGUCGUAGAAGGAAGUGCGACGGAGGCCCUGCACAGCAUCCAGAACUUCCUGAAGGAAAGACCCAAGUCCUUCAAGUCCAUGGACCACGCCAUAGAGUGGAGUGUCAACAGCGGGCAAAUCACAAACCUGGAAUCUGCCAAAGUCUCAAUGGUUGGUCAGAUCAAAAGAUCUGAGGUGGUGGAGGAGGCGGCCCUCGACGACCCCGUCGGCCCGGUGACCGACGUGGUCGUCGAGGGCAACGGAGAGUCCGACGAUCGGAGUGGCGACAAAGACGACGAGGUGAGGCUCAGCGAAGGCCAGAGUGUGUACGUGUGGCGUGUAGAUCUGUCCAAGUCAGAAAAGUACUGGGACGGCUGGUUUAGAGGAACCUCCAACCUCUUCCUGGCCUGCAACCUGCCCAAGCUCAUGCUACUGGCCGGAAUCGACCGGCUUGAUAGAGAUCUGACUAUCGGACAGAUGCAAGGUAGAUUCAUGAUGCAGGUGCUGCCCCCCUCUGGACACGCAGUGCAUGAAAACAAACCAGAAAAAGUGGCUGAAGCUGUGGCUUCCUUCCUGUUGAGACACAAGUUGGCUGAAGCCAGAAGAGAAACCAGCAGCUCCAACUCGUUCACACAAUGA
Molecule: messenger RNA, 1089 nt
Organism: Cyclopterus lumpus (lumpfish)
Lineage: Eukaryota; Metazoa; Chordata; Actinopteri; Perciformes; Cyclopteridae
Product: protein phosphatase methylesterase 1-like
Exons: 12
Coding region: 1-1089 (362 amino acids)
Biological process (GO): protein demethylation
Molecular function (GO): protein methylesterase activity
Source: RefSeq, a predicted model, not a curated record